UCAUAAUCGGAUCGGGAUGGCGUUACAAUCAAUCAUUAUCAAUAAAUAAAAUAUCAGCAAUGCGGGUGGUGCUGCAAUCAAAUCAGAAGCACGCAAUUAACAAUACAACACCUCUUCGAUUAUUAUUCGGCUACUUGAGCGGUCGACAGUCCAACUUCGCCAGAGUUCAUUAGCCCAACGCGCAGUCAUCAGCGUGUAUAUAUUUUUAUAUGGAAAGUGGUGUAUGUUUUUAAGUAGUGCCGCUAUUGAUAAGUGUUUAGUUGUUCAUAAAAUAUGGCGCAGAAUUGAACUUUGAGCGCGCUUUGUAUGGCUCUACAUACAAUUGUAUCAUCAUAUUCGCUUGAAAAUCAGCUGACAUGUUCAGAGGCUAAACAUUUUCUCGCUACUGUGUAGAAAACAACCUUUCUCAAAUGCUAUAUGACGAACUUUCUGGCAGUUUGCUUAUAAUUCCAAAUAUUUUUCUAAGUUAUUUGAAUACUAAAAGGAAGGCGUUAAUUGGCUUUUAAUCUUUACGUGAACUUGAAACUGAAACCAUAUUACAACUAUCAAACCCAGGCGGAUACCUAAGUAAACAAUAUAAAAUAAAUUACAUAAGUGUUCGCUUUUAAGUUCGCAUUACGUUGAAAAGCACGUUUUCCUCUCAUCAAGGUUUUAAAUACCCCAAUCUAUUUACGCUGAAUUAUUUUGUCACGAAACCAUUUCUUGAUUAGACGACUACUCAAUUGCAAAGAGAAUAUGUAAACAAAACACACCAUUUAUACGCUUUAGAAUAGGAAUUUAUGAAAUUUUGGAUUCGAAAUCCAAAUUCGUAUUGCUAUUAAGCAUAAACUAAACAAUGAAAGCCGUGUUUCCUGCACUUUUCAAAGCAAUAGUUCACUCUCAACAGUGUUCACUGCAUUUUAAUCAGGGGAUAGUGCUGCCAGACGCGCAGCCGCCGAAGUGGCCAGACUGGAAAGGAUAAAAACCGUUAGAUUACAGACGCUCAAAAGCAGCUGAUAAAAGUUCAACAAACUCCGAGUUUACAGACCAAAACAAUAGUGUUUCGUAAUGUUUCGAAUCCACUGCAACAAGUGUUUUCGACGCCGCAACGUUGAGCCAACGGUGAUCUUCCACAUGACUCAGUGCCAGCACGUCAUUUGUGCCUCCUGUCUGACCGAAUCCUCGCCAGAAAAGAAGUGCCCAGUGUGCAAGCGGGAUCUGCGAACAGUCCCGAUCGACAGGAACUUGCCUCCCAACGUGGCCAACUACUUCGAGGAUCCGCUUCGAUUCCAGCAGCUCUACCGCAAGGUCAGCAAGUUCCAGGACGACCAGCGAGCAUCGGACAACCUGGGAUUCUAUCGCCAGAUGCAGGAGCACGAGAAAAACGAGCGCCGCCUAAAGGGCUUCUGCAAGAUGGAGGCGCAGUUCAACCAGCAGAUCCAAAAGGAGAAGGAACGGAUCGCCGAGCUUCGCGCGUACAUAAAGUACCACGAGGAGCAAGGUCUCAAGAAGCAGCCACAUGCCACCGAAGCUGAGAAGCCCUGGAGCCACCUAUCAGGUCGCCCCCGCCCACGGACACCCUCUGUAAGCACAUCGGAUAAUACCCAGUCGGAUGAGCACAUGGCGACCUUCUGUCUAGACUCGGACAUGGAUUCCCUUGAGGAGGACGAAACCCACCAAUCCGACAAGAAAACCUUCAACGGCGAUAUGAAAGAUUUUCAAAUUUAAUCACAUCUUUCUACAAAUCGAGAUGUGUAUGUACAGUCAAAUUCAUUCAUUCUUAAGAUCAAUGUUUAACCAAUACAGUGUAAGACCUUUAUAUGUAGGAAGUGCUUCAUUCAUUCAUUCUUAAGAUCAAUGUUUAACCAAUACAGUGUAAGUAAGACCUUUAUAUGUACAAAGUGCCUAAGUAAUAAUAUUAAAAUAAGUUUCAGCUGGAAAACUUUAGGCAAAGAUCGUUGGGACCAUAGCGUUAAUUUAAAUCCAGUAUAAGCAAUCUAUAUGCUAAUCUUUAAGUGGGUUUUUGCAAUCAUCUCGAGGUGUGGAAAAUUUCGCGGCCUAUCCCAAAAUCGAGAUCGAAUGUGUUGUAUGGAGGUCUAGGACAAGUGGAUUCCCGCAUUGGAUUAUUUACCUUUAUUGCCCAGCGAUACGAGAUGAAUGUCACGCUUUCUUUGUGGCCCCCAAGCUGCUCGAAAUCCAGCGAGAUUACGAGAAUAGCCAUUGUGAAAUCUUAAUCAGAUAAUUGGGUACAAAUUUAACAGCGGCAAUCGUUCCGAUAAUUGUUGCCAAGAAUGAUUGGCGAGCGAAAUGUGGGUGGUGGGGGUUUCGGUGGUUAUCACUGCGAGUGCACCAUCGCAAAUUGCGCCUUGCAAAGAGAGUGCUCUAUGGGAAGUAGGCGGUGGAAAGGGGAGCUGCUGGGGGCGGGAGAAAGUGUUGUGCCGGAGUAAACAACACUAUUGACGCCCGGUGACGUCAAUCGACGACCGAUGACCCAGGGCAGCCUCCCAGCGUAGGUUAGCACGUGGAUGAUAGGCGGAAGUCUAGCAAUUUGCAUUCCACAGAGGGCCAACUGGACAAAGGGGCAUUGUGAGUCAUGGCCAAUGGAGCAACCACCUGUUGUGCGAUCGAAACCAAAACAAAACAUAACUACGGUGGAACAUCUAUAAAGGAAACCACUAUGUAUGCAUACUGUAAACUGCGUUACAUCGCAUUCGAAAUGAAAGGUUUAUCGCUUUAUGUCAGUGAUUGGAAAUAACUUGAUUUUGUUUCAAAGGCAAUACAAAGUAUUUCUUAUCAAGAAAGGUUGUUUUCUAAUUAUAAAACUAUAAGUAGAAUCAUUAGAGAAAGCAGAAAUUAUCAGUUAUAUAUCUCAUCAAAUUUUGUCAAAACAAAUAUCUUAUCAGCUUAUCAGAAUCAUAAGUGUGCACUCAAAUUUAAUCCUAAUCUAUAAAGAAUAUACAAAUAAUUGAUUUUAUACAUCUUUGUUAUUUAUGAAGUUGAACUUUGAACCAUAUUUUCAUGCCAAUAGUAGGCAAUUAAACUAAUCUAAGCCGUAAAAGUUUAAGCCAAAUGAACAGCCCAUGUAGAUAAGGAAAAAUCCCCAAUUGACGACCCAACGAAACUGGGGAAAACUUCUGAGCUAUGAGCCUCUUACUUAGGCAAGCUCCACUGUUGUUCAUUUAGCAUGCAUUGGAUAACUUGCGAGUGCGCCUCUAAAAAUAACGGCGCUUCUUCCUCGCCAGCGUUACUUGAACUUGGAGGUUGGGGGCGAUACCCACACUAUCGGAACCAUCCACACCACUUGCGAUACGUACAGAUAGGUGCUCGGCUCGGCUGAUGGGAUUUAUUUGGCUUCCAUCUGCGCCCAUUUGC
Molecule: messenger RNA, 3351 nt
Organism: Drosophila teissieri
Lineage: Eukaryota; Metazoa; Arthropoda; Insecta; Diptera; Drosophilidae
Gene: nenya
Product: RING finger protein nenya
Exons: 1
Coding region: 1048-1707 (219 amino acids)
Biological process (GO): protein sumoylation; homologous chromosome pairing at meiosis; reciprocal meiotic recombination
Cellular component (GO): synaptonemal complex
Molecular function (GO): SUMO transferase activity
Source: RefSeq, a predicted model, not a curated record